Aspergillus affinis is the source of this 2439-nucleotide messenger RNA. Its product is annotated as MRX complex nuclease subunit. The transcript has a single exon. Bases 1 to 2439 code for a protein of 812 amino acids. Lineage: Eukaryota; Fungi; Ascomycota; Eurotiomycetes; Eurotiales; Aspergillaceae. Gene Ontology annotation, biological process: mitochondrial double-strand break repair via homologous recombination; double-strand break repair via nonhomologous end joining; telomere maintenance. Gene Ontology annotation, molecular function: 3'-5'-DNA exonuclease activity; DNA endonuclease activity; manganese ion binding. Gene Ontology annotation, cellular component: nucleus; Mre11 complex. The record is from RefSeq and is a predicted model, not a curated record.
AUGCUCGAUCUAGGGAGUGAGUUAAAAGCGGAUCUUCUUCUUCGCCACGAUGUAUCCCUGCUAAUCCGUCCAGACGCGGAAACCAUCCGCAUCCUCGUCUCAACCGACAACCAUGUCGGCUACAAUGAACGUGAUCCCAUCCGAGGCGAUGACAGCUGGAAAAGUUUCCACGAGGUGAUGUGCCUAGCCAAAGAGCAAGAUGUGGACAUGGUACUCCUAGCUGGUGAUCUGUUCCAUGAGAACAAGCCCUCGCGAAAAUCCAUGUAUCAAGUGAUGCGUUCGAUUCGCAUGAACUGCCUGGGAGACAAGCCGUGCGAGAUUGAAAUGCUCAGCGACGCGAGCGAGAACUUCCAAGGAGCCUUCAACCACGUCAACUAUGAGGAUCUGGAUAUCAACGUGGCGAUUCCAAUCUUCUCCAUCCACGGCAACCACGACGACCCGUCCGGCGAAGGCCAUCUCGCCGCCUUGGAUUUGCUGCAGGUUUCGGGACUGCUGAACUACUACGGGCGGACUCCCGAGUCGGAUAACAUUCACAUCAAGCCGGUCUUGCUUCAAAAGGGGCGUACCAAACUAGCGCUCUACGGCAUGAGCAAUGUCCGCGACGAGCGAUUAUUCCGCACGUUUCGCGACGGCAAAGUCAAAUUCUACCAGCCGUCGAUCCAAAAGGAUGACUGGUUCAACUUGAUGUCUGUCCAUCAGAACCACCACGCAUACACUGAAACCGGUUACCUGCCCGAGAACUUUCUGCCUGAAUUCCUGGAUCUAGUUAUCUGGGGCCACGAACACGAAUGCCUCAUCAACCCCCGACUCAACCCCGAAACAAAAUUCCACGUCAUGCAACCCGGUUCGUCGGUCGCAACGUCUCUAGUCCCCGGCGAAGCGAUCGCAAAACAUGUGGCCAUCCUCAGCGUUACGGGACGAGAAUUCAAAUGCGAGCCUAUCCGUCUAAAAUCCGUGCGCCCAUUCGCCAUGAAAGAGAUCAUUCUCUCCCAAGAAAAGGGAGCGCAGAAGCUAGCCCGCAAAGAGAACAACCGCACAGAAGUGACACGAUUCUUGAUGGGAAUCGUGGAGGAGCUGAUCGAAGAAGCGAAAGCGGAAUGGCUAGAAACGCAAGAGGGCACCGAAGCAGACGAGGAAGAAGAGGUCCCGCUACCGCUUGUGCGAUUGCGUGUCGAGAUCUCCACACCCGAGGGUGGUAGCUUCGACUGCGAGAACCCGCAGCGAUUUUCCAACCGGUUCGUCGGCAAAGUUGCCAAUGUCAACGACGUGGUCCAGUUCUACCGCAAGAAGAAAAACACCACCACUCGCAAGAAGGACGAUGAUGUCGACGAAGCCGCGGUUUCACACCUCGCCACCCUGGACACCGUGAAGGUCGAACAACUAGUACGCGACUUCCUCUCGGCGCAGUCUCUAAGCAUUCUCCCGCAAAAUUCCUUCGGGGACGCGGUGGCCCAGUUCAUCGACAAGGACGACAAACAUGCUAUGGAAAUGUUCGUCAACGAGUCGCUCGACAGCCAGAUGAAACAUCUCAUGUCUCUGGACCGCGACUACGAGGAUAAGGACGAAGAGGUCGUGGAGAGCUCGCUCUCAAAAGCCAUGGACAAAUACCGUACUCAAAUGGAAGACAUGUUCUCACGGGGUGUCAAGAAACGCACGCGCGGGAAGAAGCGCUUCAAGCCUAAACCCGAGAACUGGGACAGCGAUCUAGACGGCCCCUGGGAAGACGAACCGGGUGCGCUCAUUCACUCCGACAACGAAGGUGGAGACCCCAACGCGGAGGAAGCAGGGGCAGACGGCACCGCCGAACCACCUAGCGGCCGAACAUCGACACGAGGUCGAGGUCGUGGUCGCGGUGGAAGGGCCGCAGCAACAACCACCAGUACUCGCAAAGCCGCCACGAGUACCAAGACCGCGGCAGCAUCCACGAAGAAAGCGGCACCCGCCAAAACCACCAAAUCUCGAGGCCGACGAGCCAUCUCAGACGACGAAGGCGAAGAGGACGAUGUGAUCAUGCUAGACGAUGACGAUGACGACGAUACAGGUGCAGCACAGGCCCUGUCUGACGUCGAAGAAGACGACAAUGACUCGCAGUCCUUGUUCGUGAAACAGCCACCCACCAAGGCUCGAUCCAAGGCAUCUGCCGCGCCGGCAAAACCAACCACCAGCCAACGUCGUGGCCGCGCUGCGCCCUCCCCUGCCCCAUCCUCGAACACAUUAGGAGGCACCGCGCCCGCGCCCCGCCGAGCUGCUGCGUCCGCACGAGGCCGGCAAACUCAGACGACACUGAGUUUCACCGGCUCACAAGCCAGUGCAGCUAGUCCGUCGAAACGGCCAACCCGCGCAACUCGACAGCGAGAUGUCAGCGUGGUGAGUGAGGAUAUUGAUGACGACAGCGACGAUGCUUUUGAACCUAUGCCUAGCUCGAGUAGACGUAGGUAG